Messenger RNA from Hypomesus transpacificus, 3133 nucleotides. RefSeq names its product transmembrane protein 39A (gene tmem39a). The transcript has 9 exons. The coding region runs from base 398 to 1825 and encodes 475 amino acids. Gene Ontology annotation, cellular component: endoplasmic reticulum membrane. Gene Ontology annotation, biological process: negative regulation of autophagosome maturation; negative regulation of autophagosome assembly. The record is from RefSeq and is a predicted model, not a curated record. NCBI's taxonomy places the organism in Eukaryota, Metazoa, Chordata, Actinopteri, Osmeriformes, Osmeridae.
GUUCAGGUUUGCCACGUCGGUCUCUCACUGCGAGGGGACUAUGCUGUUGCAUGUCUGGCAACCAGGACAAGUUUAUUGCCUUAAAUUGUAAGCCCAAGUGUAACCAAAUCGCCUCUACCCAGUCGUCACUAACGGCUAGACUGCGACAUACCCGUUCCAGACUGGAAAAUGUUGACUACAGCACAGACUCUGCUCGCCAGUCAAGCUAAAACUGACUGAUGCAUCCGUGUCUACACCAUCCGUUUGCUGUCGAUGCACUUCUAUCUCCUGUUGUGUGAGUGUGUGUGUGUGUGCGCGCGCGUGUGUGUGUGCAGUGGCCUGGCCUGGUUGGGCAGGACUGUGAAGUGGAGUGUUGGAGGUGGUUAGGCGGAGCCGGUGGUUGUCGUGGAGACCGGCCAUGCCUGGGGGCCGCAGGGGACCCAGUAGACAGCAGCUGAGCCGCACCGCUCUGCCCUCCCUGCAGACGCUGGUGGGGGGGGGCCUGGGCAACGGAACCGGAAUCAGAAAUAGAAGCAGUACCUGCGUGGGCCAGUCAGCCCCGCCCCUCUCAGCCCUCAUAACCCCGGAGCCUGUCCGUCACUCCCGGAUCCCUGAGCUCCCAUUGGACAGCAGCCUCCUGUUUGAGUUCCUCCUCUUCCUGUAUCUCCUGGUGGCGCUGUUUGUCCAGUACAUGAACAUCUACCGAGCUUUCUGGUGGUACCCCUCGCUGAACUUUCACCGGAUGGACUGCCACCUGGCUGUCUUCAUCACCGUCAUGUUGGCUAGGAGACUCGUGUGGACCAUAGUAUCUGAGGCAUCACAGACCAGCCCGUGUUCUCUGGUCUGGUAUGUGGUUAUGAUCACCGCCCGGCUCGUCAUGUUGACCCUGUGUGGCUGGGUUCUGUGCUGGACCCUGGUCAACCUGUUCAAGGACAACUCUGUCCUCAACCUGCUGUUCCUGGGUUACCCAUUCGGGGUGUACGUACCCUUGUGUUGCUUCCACCAGGAGGGGCGGAGCCAGCCGAUGCCAGCCGACUACAGCUACGGCGACCUGGACCAAUCGGACGGGCCGUUCUUCAGACCCAGGGACUUCCUGUCUCUGCUGAAGGAGAACCUGCGGGAGCAGUUCACAAGCCCCGCCCACGCCCCCGCCCACACCUGCCCGCCCUCGCCGGAGCUGAUCCGCGAGGAGGUGGAGGAGCUGAGGAGCGACUUCAACCGGCGCAUCAAGGAGGUGCUCUUCAACUCGCUGUUCAGCGCCUACUAUGUGGCCUUCCUGCCGCUGUGCUUCGUCAAGAGUACCCAGUACUACGACAUGCGCUGGUCGUGUGAGCACCUGAUCAUGGUGUGGAUCAACGCCUUUGUGAUGCUGAUGAGCCAGCUGCUGCCCCCAGGCUACUGUGACAUGCUGCAUCGCUCCGCCGCUCACCUGGGGCGCUGGCAGAGGCUGGAGCACGGGUCCUACAGCAACGCUCCCCAGCACCUGUGGUCAGAGAGCACCAUCUGGCCCCAGGGUGUGUUGGUCAGACACAGUCGCUGUCUCUACAAGGCUGUAGGACCCUACAACGUGGCUCUGCCCUCCGAUGUCUCCCACGCACGCUUUUAUUUCCUGUUCCACAAGCCGUUGCGGAUCCUGAACCUUUUGAUCUGGAUUGAGUCCAGCGUGGUUCUGUACCAGCUGUACUCCCUGCUGCGUUCGGAGCACUGGAACCACACCCUGUCCCUGGGCCUGAUCCUGUGCUGCAACUACUAUGUGCUGUUCAAGCUUCUGAGGGACCGCAUCGUCCUGGGCAAGGCCUACUCCUACCCUCUCAGCUCCAGCAGCCUGGGGCUCAAGUCCCAGUAGCAGCCCAGUCAGGGCAGCCCCCAUCUAGGGAGCAGGACCCACUACACCCCCCCCCCCCCCACCACCACCUUUCCUCCCUCUCUCCCCACCUCGCUCCAUUACUGGAACUUUGGAUGCAUGGGAGGGGAGGGGUGUUUAGGGGGGAGGUUUGGGGGUACAGACUGUGAACUCCUAAGUGUUUUGAUACGGUUCUAUUUUUCACGCAAUGUUUUUACCUAUUUAAAUAAUAUUUUUAUUUUGUAUACUGUUUGUUAGCACACAGGGCAUUAGCUUACUGUGUCAUGUGACUUUGUUUGAGGCCCAGCACCGUCAGGCAACAGAGGGGGUGGAGAGAGGGGGGGGGGGGGGCUUGUCUGACUUCCACCAAAGAUGCUCAAUGCCCAGGGGACCAAACAGGGGCCAGAGUCUGCCUCCUUUAGCCAAUGACAGGCCAGCCUUAGGCUCAGUCAGCCAAUCAUGGAGGAGAUGGGUGAGGUUGGAGAUACAGGUACAAGAUCAGUGGUUCCUGUCUUACAUCUGGUCGUUCUCCCCUCACCCUGUCUUCAUAUAACCUGUCAAUAACACACACAAACGUUGUGUGUCCUCGAGCAUGUUUCAUACGUAUCAUUGAUGUUGCUGUGGUAACACGUCUGUUCUUCAGGUCGUCCAAUCGCAGAAAGAAAAACCUGGUUGUCAUGGCACUGCUAUGUUAAACCACCUUUAGGCAGGAACCGGCAGAAUUAAUAUGCUCUAUCCCUGUGUGUGUGUGUAUGCGUGUAUGUGUGUGUGUGUGUGUGUGUUCACGCUCCAAGCCCAUGCCUUUCACGUCAGUCAAUUACCAGAGUGUUACUGCAGAGUGCUUGCCUUGUUGUUAGGGUCACCUUGUUGCUAAGAUCACCUCGUUACUAGGUUGCCUCAUCGACACACAGAGCUAAACAGUCUGGAGUGUCUCCAUACCCUUCACAUGGCCUCCCCUCCUGGUCGUCUCCAGCAGUGGGAGGCGUGCAGCCUAUUGAGACCCACCCCAAGUCCUGAACAGUCGUGCCAGUGUUUGGAUCAGUGCCAUGUGUCCUUCCAUCUGCCUUCUCACUGGGUACGCAUGUACUGGUACCCUGGUUACCCCCACACGGGUGGAGCUUUUGCCAAGGACCAAUGUCGUUUUUUCGGAAUGUGCAGAAUCAUUGUGCCGUUUCCCAGGACACAGUGUGUACCUGGUUGAACAUGGGAUAGCAUGUUGAGGGGCAGGGAUUGGUCCAUAGACCAACUUAAACAGUAUUCAACAGGAUGCAUUUUGCCCUCGACAUCCGCUAAUAAAACUGUUAAAAGGUG